Sitophilus oryzae (rice weevil) is the source of this 3854-nucleotide messenger RNA. RefSeq names its product bestrophin-4-like. Gene Ontology annotation, molecular function: chloride channel activity. Lineage: Eukaryota; Metazoa; Arthropoda; Insecta; Coleoptera; Curculionidae. Bases 605 to 2527 code for a protein of 640 amino acids. The transcript is spliced from 12 exons. The record is from RefSeq and is a predicted model, not a curated record.
ACAUUUUUUUGUUUUUUAUAAACUGACAUUGCUGACAUCUGACAUUUGAUAAUCUGACAACACUGCUGACAACUAAGUUGCGAAUCGCCAUCGAAUCAGACAUCGAAUCUCGAAUCGCAAAGCAAAGAAUAAACAAAAGAGAAUGGCGUGUGAUGUGUGAUGUCAGUCCUAACCAAUAAUUAUGUUGAUUCUGAAUAUUUAAAAGAAUUAUCCACCUUUAAAGUGCAGUGUGAUGUGUUUAUUUCUACGUUAAUGUUGAGUGUAAAUGAUGUGUCUUAUUUAAUUAUCAAGCAUAACUUUUUAACUGAGCAUUUCCCGUGCUAGUUUUACAAUAUAAAUAAUAUAGUUAAAAAGUUGCUUUUUGCAAUUGUUAUGUCAUAACUAUAAAAUUAAAAACCGACAAAAGUUAGUGAUGAUUUUAAAUUUAGACUUAUGAAUCAUUAUUCGCGGACGUCCUCUGAUCAUACUACAUUAAUAGAUAUCAUCAAAACUCUGUAUUCUGUAUAUUUUACACAGCAUCUAGUUAAUAUUAAUUUUUGAAGCAAUACUGAAUUAAACUGAUCUCAUUUUAUCUAUGCAAUUUUAAUAAAUAUAAUUUUCUAAUAUGACAGUAACUUAUACUGGGGAAGUUGCUACUUGUAGGGGCCUAGGAUGCUUUUUAAAAUUGCUUGCAAGGUGGAGGGGAAGUAUCUACAAGCUUGUAUGGAUCGAUCUUAUAGUGUUUUUACUGAUAUAUUAUGGCUUAAAUUUAACAUACAGACUGUUAUUAGAUGAAACAGGCAAAGCAUUAUUUGAAACAAUAGUCAAAUAUUGUUAUGAUUAUGGUAGUUUAAUACCGCUUUCUUUUGUAUUGGGUUUCUAUGUUUCUGUAGUUAUGACAAGGUGGUGGAAUCAGUAUACCACAAUACCAUUUCCUGAUCCAUUGGCUGUGUUUGUUAGUGCCACUGUCCAUGGGCAAGAUGAAAGGGGUAGAGUAAUGCGUAGAACAAUAAUGCGCUAUGUGUGUCUUUCAGUAACAAUGACUUUCACAAUGAUAGCUCCAAGAGUUAAAAAGAGGUUUCCCACUUUGGAUCAUUUUGUCGAAGCUGGCUUGUUACAUGAAAGUGAAAAGGAUAUCAUGCUUGAUUUAAACAAGAAAUUCCCAAAAUAUUCUAAACAUUGGCUCCCUAUUGUAUGGGCCUCGAGUAUUAUAACAAGAGCAAGAAAAGAAGGCCGCAUCAGAGAUGAUUUUGCUGUCAAAACACUCAUAGAUGAGCUAAAUAAGUUUAGAGGCCAGUGUGGGUUACUUUUAAGUUAUGAUACCAUUAGUGUCCCUUUAGUGUAUACACAGGUGGUAACUUUGGCAGUAUACAGUUACUUCUUAACGACACUAAUGGGCCACCAAUGGGUGGGAGACAGCCGGUAUAGAUUCGAUUUGUAUUUCCCCGUUUUCACAACUCUUCAAUUUUUCUUCUACGUUGGCUGGCUCAAAGUGGCAGAGAGUUUGAUCAAUCCGUUUGGCGAUGACGAUGAUGAUUUCGAAGUCAACUGGAUGGUGGACAGGAAUCUCCAGGUAUCGUAUUUGAUAGUAGACGAGAUGCACCACGACCAUCCGGAACUAGUCAGAGAUCAGUAUUGGGACCAAGUGUUCCCUCAGGAACUGCCUUAUACUCCUGCGGCUGCAGCAGCCGAGUCUAUGAGAAAUACUCAUCCGUUACCAUCAACAGCUAAUAUAGCUGUCAAACCCGAGGAGCAAGGUGGUCGAUGUCGUGCCAAAAAAGAGCUUAUGUCUUCGUCUUUAAAAUUAGAUCCUACGUACAUAGGCGAUAAUAUGCAAGGUGGCCCUAUAACGUUUUCAGCUAAUAAACAACCCAGUUUCAAAAGCAGGAAAAAUUCUUCUAGUAGCUUAGCCAUGGGUGCCUCAGUUCCAGACUCAAUACCCAGGGUGGCAUCUGUCGUUUCCCUAACCAACAAACUGAAGCGGUUCUUCAGUCGUGACGAAAGCAAGGCCGAUUCGAGAGGCGAGAACAACAUUGAGGCCGGUCAAGAGAUGAACAACCUGAUCUUGAGCGACGAAAAAAAGUUCGGCACCAGUACCAAAGACAUCAAGCACGAGAUUAUCGAAGAAGUGGACGAGCAGAACACGAUUACGUCACAGAAACAGGGUGAUAAAGACGGUAGACCGACGGUGAUGGAGAUAUUUGGACCGCCUCCUUCGUCUAAGCCUAUCGACGUACCUCAGUCUAGCAGUUAUGCAAACCACUUUAGCAAUACAGAUGUUUAUGAACCCUACCCUCCCAUCUCCAGAUCUGCACCUAGCGGCGACGGGGUUGAUGAUGCAACUGACAACGUCAGCAUAGGUUCAGAGACUGAUGACGAGGAUGAGUUCGAAAUGUUGAAGAAACAACGAGACGAAGAACGACUCAGCAGGUUAAAAAAUAUGGCAAGAUCGUUGAGCAUUCAAAAAGACGAGGAUCCUGAAAGACAAUUACUACUGAGACGACAGACUUCAGUUUACACAUCUUCACCACCUUUGACGCCUUUAUAACGCUUAAAAAAAAUAAAUAAAUAAUUUAAUUUAUUAGUUUUCUACUUAUUAGGCAAGAACUUAAAUUUAAGGAUAAAAUACUCGACUUCAAUGUUAUAAAUAACUAUGCUUGUAAAAUGAUAUUGACGAUAGGAAAAUCGUUCAGUUGAUUUCAAGCGUAGUUAUAUACGAUUUUAUAGAAUGCGUAGACCAAUUAAUUUUACUAUUUAUUAAUGAUUUUCUACUAUAAAAAGUGAAUUUUAGAUUUUUCUUCUGGGAUAAAUCCACUAAAAUAAAUACAUAAAUAAGAUCUUAUCUUUUUUUAAAGCCACUCAUCUAAUAGUCUUAAAGUUAUCUAGUGGAAAGGUAAAUUGUAUUUAAUAUCAUUUUUUGCGACAGAGAUAAACAUAAAUGAUCAGUUGACAGACAGAGGGAGAAAAUAAAAAGCGGCAUACAGUGUUGCCGGUUUUUAAAAACUUUCAUGUGUACUACUGAAGUACGAGAAUAUAUCUGAACUAAAUAUAAUCUAUUACAGAGCUGUAGUAAAAUGAGUAACUAAUUGUGAAAAAUAACGUUCCAACCUUACAUGCAACGUUUUCCAUAAACGCCUACUCGUGUGAUUUGAAUUUUUGAUGCAAAAUCCGGCAAUACCGCAUAUAAGAAAUGUAUCAACCCAACUUUUAUCUCUUUUUAAUACAUUUGAUUUUCCAUUAAGUUGUCUACAUCUCUGUCUUAGACGUUAAAGUCCAGACCACACUUCUAAAAUGACCAAAUCGGUAUGUAAAAUUAUAGGAAUACCAUCAGUUGUUUCAACUCAUUUCCAAGUCAACUUGACAGAAUUUUUUUUCACUCAUAAUGUACUUCAGAAUAAAUAUGUUUUAAUGGUGAUAUUCCCAGAAAAAUUAAUUUCAAUAAACUCUAACAAAGAUAAUCAGUCAAACUCGAAAACAGUAUUUUUAGCUAUAUUUUAUGUAUGCAAUUGUUUAUCAAUAUAGUCCGUCCAGCAGAAGAAUGUUUGACAGUGACAGUUGUUUAAAGUAUUUUAAUUCAAAAGUAAUCUGUCGAAAUCAAAUAUUCCUUGGCUGUACAGACUAUACAUUGAAUUUUAGCACUUAUAUUAGAGUAAGUAAUUUUUACAUAGGUAUACCAACAACACGUGAGUAUAUCGAAGUAAUAAAAAUUUGAUAAUAAUAUAAAAAGCUUUAAAAAUGUAUAUUGAUAAUAACUAAAUACCGUGUGGUCUCAAGUGGCUCAUCCCUAUAACUUUUUUAUUCUUUCAGAUUAAAGAACGAGAUUUGGCAUGUUAUUAUAUGAUAUAAAUUAGGAUUGAUUGACGUAUUCAAUUGUU